CUUCCGGUGAAAUACAAAUUAUGCAGCGCCGCGUUUGUCAUUCACUUCGGCGUGCCUGAUCAGUGUGAUAAAAGCAUGUUCACCCCGCCGAAGGAGGGGAUGCCCAGCAUGAUCGACAGGGCGCUGAGGAUGAGGAGGGAGGAGCAGGCUCGACAGGUGGUCCUCGCCUGGGCUGUUCUCAACGUGUCUCUUGCUGGCAUGAUUUACACUGAAAUGUCAGGAAAAUUGCUGAGCCGAUACUACAACAUUACCUACUGGCCUAUCUGGUACAUUGAGCUGGUGCUUGCCUCUCUCUUUAGCCUCAAUGCUCUUUUUGACUUCUGGAAGUAUUUCAAAUACACAAUGGCUCCAUCCACCAUUGCAGUAACCCCUGAGCAGCAUCACCUUCUGGGUCUGAGAAACACAAGUAUUCAAGCAUCUCCACCCCAAAAGCCAGAAAAGAAGGAAGCCCCGGCUCCUGCUCAGUCGUCUCCUCUGCAGGGCCAGAGUGUGCUCAGCUUUAGCCCCUCUCGUACAGCCUCCAGCAGCCCCAAGUUCUCCCCCAGCUGUGUGCCUGGAUACAGCCCCCCUCUCAGCAACCCAUCACCAACAAGCAGUGCGGGAGGCCCCUUCUCCCCCUCUGUGUCCUUUGGAAAGGUGUUGAAUUACAGUCCAUCCUCUGGCUCCUCUCCUUAUCCCACCACUAUUGGGUCAGCAGAAAGCUCCAGCUUGAGGGCUCGAUAUCGCACGCCUCCCUCGGUGUUUAACUCCCCUGGAAGCAAAGAGGACUACAUGGAGGAUCUGAAGAGUCUGGAGAGGUUUCUGCGCACCGAGGAGGAGAAGAGUCACCGCAGCCAGCUUGGAAGUCCAGAGUCUGUGUCUCCAAGCCAUAGUCCAACAUUUUGGAACUACAACCGUUCAGUAGGAGACUACGCUCAGAGCCUGAGGAAAUUACUCUACCAGCCCGCAUGCCGAUCUCAGGCACCUUCUGCCCACAAGGACGAGACAGACCUGGGCUCCAAACAGGCUGCAGAGGAGGUGUGGGCGAGAAUCACGACCAGCCGCCCAGUGCUGGAUCGCAUUGAUAGCUGGACAGCCAAGCUUAGAAAUUGGAUCAGUGACACUAUCUUGGUCCCGCUGGUCAAAGAAAUAGACUCAGUCAACAGUCUGCUGAGGAGGAUGGGCUGCCCAGAGCUCCAGAUAGGAGAGGCCAGCAUAAGCAGCCUGAAACAGGCAGCAGUGACCAAAGCUUCAUCAAUCCCCACUUUGAACUCUAUUGUCCAAUACUUGGAUAUCACGCCUAACCAGGAGUAUCUAGUGGACCGGAUAAAGGAGCUGGCUCACAGUGGCUGCAUGAGCUCCUUUCGCUGGAACGGUGGUGGCGACCUGAAGAACAGGAAGUGGGAUACAGACCUCCCUACUGACUGUGCUAUCCUCAUGCAUGUGUUUUGCACAUACCUGGACUCCAGGCUGCCCCCACAUCCAAAGUACCCAGAUGGGAAGACUUUCACGUCUCAACAUUUUAGCCACACCCCAGACAAACCUGAUGUUACCAAGGAGAACCUCUUCUGCAUUCACCAAAGCAGCACCACUCCUCCUCACUACCAGCUCAUAUACCAAGGACACGUCUACAGUCUUCCCAAGGGCAGGAACAACCUGUUCCAUACAAUCCUCAUGUUCCUCUAUGUUAUUAAGACUAAGGAGUCGGGGAUGCUGGGGAGAGUAAAUCUGGGCCUCUCAGGUGUGAACAUCCUGUGGAUAUUUGAGGACUGAUGCAUCAUCCUCAAAUACUGAACACCAAGCAGCUGCAAUGGAUUUUGAGGAUACACGUAUCACCUCGACUGAAAGAAUCCUCUUUCUGGUGCACAUGAGCAAAAAAAAGUAACAACUUUGCUUUAAAGUUAGAGUAGAUGCAUAUAUCUGAACAUUUUCAUGACUGGCAACCUGCUAUGUUAUUUUUUUGCAUUUUAGGAACAUGUUUCUUUUCCACCACAGAGUGCUUAUGAUACAACAAAGCUGUAUUUUUAACAGUGUUUGGGGUUUCUGAUUUUUGUACUUUGAGAAUGUGCCUGCAUGGCAGCCUUGUAAAUAAUAUACCUCAGAUGUAACUGGCGGAUGGCAAAGGGCUCAGACCCAUCAGCUUGAAUGUAAAUAGCAACCUUUUGUCAGUUUUUUUUUUCUCUUGUUCUGUUGUAGAGUAGAAUGCAAUAAUAGGAUUUCUCCUGGCAUGUGCUUGAAUUGUGAGACUUGUGCAGGUUGCAGCUAUGCUGAAAUGUUACACAUAAAUAUGUACAACAGUAGAAAUGAAAUGAAAUGAAAUGAAAAAGCUUUUGAGUCACUGUUUUUGUGAAUACAUUUUUUACAAAAGCACACUGAAUGCCAUUUAUCCCAGCAUUUUGAAUCACACUGUACAUGUUUGCUUGCUUUCAAUAAUGCUGUU
Molecule: messenger RNA, 2419 nt
Organism: Archocentrus centrarchus (flier cichlid)
Lineage: Eukaryota; Metazoa; Chordata; Actinopteri; Cichliformes; Cichlidae
Gene: tmem209
Product: transmembrane protein 209
Exons: 15
Coding region: 76-1752 (558 amino acids)
Cellular component (GO): membrane
Source: RefSeq, a predicted model, not a curated record